Messenger RNA from Panicum hallii, 1126 nucleotides. Its product is annotated as ethylene-responsive transcription factor ERF055-like. Bases 233 to 958 code for a protein of 241 amino acids. Gene Ontology annotation, molecular function: DNA binding; DNA-binding transcription factor activity. Gene Ontology annotation, biological process: regulation of DNA-templated transcription. The transcript has a single exon. The record is from RefSeq and is a predicted model, not a curated record. Lineage: Eukaryota; Viridiplantae; Streptophyta; Magnoliopsida; Poales; Poaceae.
UGCUUCAGGUGCUCUCUGGAACUUGCUCUGCCACCGCUGCCAAACGAACCAGUUCCAACCUCCUUGACGAUCUCCAAAACUCCCCGAUCCGUGCCUCAACAUCUCCCCAGAUUCUCGCGGCACAGCUUCUACGGUGAUUCCGUGGUUCAAUGAUUUUGACUUCGCACAAGAACAUGCAGCGCCAGCGGCAAGGCCAGCCGGGUGUUUGGGAUUGGGCCCGCGGGGCUGCACCAUGAAGCCCGCGGCUUCGUCUCCAGCGCAGAGUGGGUACCGCGGCGUGCGGCGGUGGAGCUCGGGCAAGUGGACGGCGGAGAUCCGACGGCCGGGGGACCCCAACCGCCACUGCCUUGGCAGCUUCGACACCGCCGAGGAGGCCGCGCUCGCCUACGACCAGGCUGCGCGCCGCGAGUACGGGGGCACCGCGCGACUCAACUUCCCCGAGAGGGCGGCGGCGUGGAAGGCGGCCGCGGACGAGGCGCGUACACCGGGGGCGUGGGCAGAGGAAGCGGAGCGCGCCAUCGCCGGGGACACCGCGGCCGCUGCUGCCGCGGAUGAGGCGGCGGAGGCAGCGGACGCGGAGCUGGCGCCUGGGCGCGGAGGCGGGACGGGGGAGCCAGCGGCGCGUGCUCUGAAGCGCUACCGCGGCGUGCGGCGGCGGCGCUCGGGCAAGUGGGCGGCGGCGAUCCGGCGGCCGGGCGACAGCCAGCGGCACUACCUCGGCAACUUCGACACCGCCGAGGAGGCCGCGCUCGCCUACGACCACGCCGCCUGCCGCCUGCAAGGGCCCGGCGCGCGGCUCAACUUCCCCGAGCGGGCCGCGUCGUGGGAGGCCGCCGUCGCGGAUACAGUGGACGAGGCGACUAUGGCAGCUACGGCGGCGGCGGCGGCGGCGACCGCGGACACGGCUAGUACUAUGACCCCGACAGAAGCUGGGUUAAUCUAUUAUUCCUUCAUCUAAAAGAAAAAUGAGCGGGACAUCAUCGGCCUGCUACAGUUGUUUCACUGUAGGUUUCCAGAGAGUUUCAGAUGCCAGUAUUCGCAGAUCAAGAGCGUCUAGUGUAUGUCCGCUGUGUUCUUGAAAGUUUCUGGCUGAUCGUUCAUGUGCUUUGUUCCAGAAAGAUUUUGC